Messenger RNA from Callorhinchus milii (elephant shark), 2052 nucleotides. RefSeq names its product plasma alpha-L-fucosidase-like. Lineage: Eukaryota; Metazoa; Chordata; Chondrichthyes; Chimaeriformes; Callorhinchidae. The transcript has 6 exons. Gene Ontology annotation, biological process: fucose metabolic process; glycoside catabolic process. Gene Ontology annotation, cellular component: lysosome. The record is from RefSeq and is a predicted model, not a curated record. Gene Ontology annotation, molecular function: alpha-L-fucosidase activity. Bases 14 to 1150 code for a protein of 378 amino acids.
CUAUGUGGAGUUUAUGGACAAGAACUACCCUCCGGGGUUCAGCUACGCUGACUUUGCUCCCAUGUUCACGGCUGAGUUUUUUGAUGCUGUCCAGUGGGCCGACCUGCUCAAUGACUCGGGGGCCAAGUAUGUGGUUCUCACAACCAAACAUCACGAAGGAUUUACUCUGUGGGGCUCGCAAACGUCCUGGAACUGGAACGCGGUUGACGUGGGGCCACGGCGGGACCUGGUGGCGGAGCUGGGAGACGCGAUCAGAGGUAGAACGGACUUGAGGUUCGGGCUCUACCACUCCCUCUUCGAGUGGUUCAAUCCCCUCUUCUUGGAGGAUGAGGCCAACCACUUUAAAACCAACAAGUUUCCCUCCAAGAAGAGCCUUCCCGAGCUCUACGAGAUUGUCAACAAGUACCGGCCGGAGGUUCUCUGGUCUGACGGUGAUGGUAACGCCCCCGCCUCCUACUGGAACAGCACUGGCUUCCUGUCCUGGCUCUACAAUGAAAGCCCCGUGAGGAAGACGGUGGUGACGAACGACCGCUGGGGGCUGGGGACCAUCUGUAAGCACGGAGGAUACUACACCUGCGCUGACCGCUACAACCCAGGCCACCUCCUGCCCCACAAGUGGGAGAACUGCAUGACCAUCGAUAGAAAAUCCUGGGGCUUCAGGAGGAACGCGGAGCUGAGAGAUUUCCUCUCCAUCCAGCAGCUGGUUCAGACUCUGGUGGAGACGGUGUCGUGCGGGGGGAACCUGUUGGUGAACAUCGGACCCACCCACGACGGACAGAUCAUCCCUCUGUUUGAGGAGAGACUGCGGCAGAUGGGCCAGUGGCUGUCAGUGAACGGGGAGGCCAUCUACAGCACUAAGCCCUGGAGACAUCAGAACGACACUGUCACUCCCACUGUCUGGUACACAUCCCGCCCGGAGCAGAGCCUGGUGUACGCUGUGUUCCUAACGUGGCCCAAGACAGACAGCCUGAUCCUGGGAGCUCCCUCGGCCACAGCCGGGCACAGCAAGGUGACGCUGGUUGGAUACUCUGAGCCCCUGAGGUGGCAGGCGAUGGGGAAGCAGGGGCUGCUGGUCACCCUCCCCACAUUCAACCUGAACCAGUUACCGUGUCAGUGGGGCUGGGCUCUGAGACUCCACAACAUCGCCUGAGCCCAGCCUGGGUUAGCGCCUCCUCAGCCUGUCAUCACCAGCCUGUGCGAGAGUGCGUGUGAUCACAGGCUUGUGUGACUGUAAGUGUGUGUGUGUGUGAUUACAGGCGUGUGUGAGUGUGAUUACAGGUGUGUGUGAGUGAUUACAGGAGUGUGCGAGUCUGAUAGCAGGAGUGUGAGUGAUUACAGAUGUGUGUGAGUGUGAUCGCAGGCGUGUGUGUGUGUGUGUGUGUGUGUGGGAUGAUAACAGGAUGGAGCUGAUGGAUGGCAGUGGGGACUGAUGAGCUGAGUGUGAGCCUCGGGGUGUCAGCCGCAACAACAGCAACUCACAUUUCACGGCGGGAGGACAUCUCAAAGCUCCUCACAUGGCGCUGUUGUUGGACAGACAGGAGAGGGAAGCUUUUGGGUUCCAGAUGAGCUUCGCAACCUCCGAGCUCCAGGUCACACAGAACCUCAGCAGCUGCUCCGUUCUCUCCGCACGUUCCUGCUCUCCCACCUUAGUAACGUUAGGAUGUCACAAGGCAGUGGGACAAGAAGACAUGGGUUUAGAGUUACAAAGGAGCAAUUUCAUUCCAGACAGAUCAGGUCCAGAGUUGUCGGGUUCCUCCAAGCAAUUGCACUUACUGUAUGUCAUGUCUCAAAUUACUGAUAUUCUGCAUCCCACAAAUAUUAUUUUCUAAACAAAAACAAGAUCUAAUUUGUAUUUGAAUGAAUGUCAUUAAGGUGUUUGUUACGGCGAAGGGAUGAAUCUUAACUGCAACACAAUGCAACACGAUUUACAUUUCUGUCAGGAGGAUGUCUGAGAGCGAUUAAGAUUGUUCCCUGAAAGUCCUGAUUGUAAUUUUGUUUUAACUGUUGAUUAAUACUUCUUUAGAAUAAAAGGUCUUCGAAAGCAAAUCAUUU